Molecule: messenger RNA, 1457 nt
Organism: Musa acuminata subsp. malaccensis (wild Malaysian banana)
Lineage: Eukaryota; Viridiplantae; Streptophyta; Magnoliopsida; Zingiberales; Musaceae
Product: cytochrome c1-2, heme protein, mitochondrial
Biological process (GO): mitochondrial electron transport, ubiquinol to cytochrome c
Molecular function (GO): electron transfer activity; heme binding
Source: RefSeq, a predicted model, not a curated record
UCGGAGUCGACACCGAUCCCCAUCGGCCACUGCGGCUUAGCCAGGUAGGGCAAGCGUGUGCUCUUUCGACGGCUCUCCGAUCCAAUCUCCUUCUCUCUGAAGCAGCAGCUCCUCCAGUGGUGAAGUUCCAAACGUCUUCUUUUAAGCACUAAUGGCUGCUGGAAGAGGCAUCAGCCAGCUCCUGAGGAAGCGUUUUCAGUUUCAGUCAUCAGUUCCAUCUUUUGUUCAAUAUAUAAAGCAGGAAGAGGCUACCGGAUCAGCUGGUAUGAAAUCUCCAAAGGUGCUUGCAUUACUUGGAGUUGGUAUUACUGGUGCUCUGGGUUUUGCUUCCUUGGCAUCUGCUGAUGAAGCAGAGCAUGGUUUAGCAGCCCCAAUUUAUCCAUGGCCUCAUAAGGGUAUCCUUGAUUCGUAUGACCAUGCAUCAAUUCGGCGGGGUCACCAAGUUUUCCAACAAGUAUGUGCCUCUUGUCAUUCGAUGUCUCUGAUUUCAUAUCGAGAUCUUGUUGGUGUUGCAUACACUGAAGAGGAGACAAAAGCGAUGGCUGCUGAGAUUGAGGUUGUUGAUGGCCCAAAUGAUGAAGGUGAAAUGUUUACUCGCCCUGGUAAAUUAAGUGAUCGUUUUCAGCAGCCAUACCCCAAUGAACAAGCAGCAAGAUUUGCAAAUGGAGGAGCAUAUCCUCCUGACCUGAGCCUAAUCACGAAGGCACGACACAAUGGCCAGAACUAUGUGUUUGCCCUUCUCACUGGCUAUCGUGAUCCUCCUGCUGGUGUUUCGAUUCGUGAGGGGCUGCAUUACAAUCCCUAUUUUCCCGGUGGUGCAAUAGCUAUGCCAAAAAUGCUUAUCGAUGGUGCUGUUGAGUACGAAGAUGGUACUCCUGCAACUGAAGCCCAGAUGGGCAAAGAUGUUGUUACAUUUUUAUCUUGGGCAGCGGAGCCUGAGAUGGAAGAGAGAAAAUUGAUGGGGUUCAAAUGGAUUUUCGUUCUGUCGCUUGCUCUUCUCCAAGCUGCUUACUAUCGGCGGCUGAAGUGGUCUGUUAUUAAGUCACGCAAGCUGGUUGUAGAUGUCGUGAACUAAUGUCUUUGUUGCUACUUGCAUGUCGUGGACAAAAUGGAAAUAAGGACCUUGGAUGAUGUACAUUGCCGGAUGGAUCUCAAGCAUUCUAUUUUCUUCUGUCCGAGAGAAGUUCUUUCUUUUUCCCCUCGAGUUAAAAUUUUGGAUUUGUCAAGGCUUUAAUGGCCUUAAACAAAAGACUUGUUAAUUCUUUCAGAAACUUAAUUUCAUGUUAUGUUUGACAUUAUGUUGGAAGGGAAAUGUGCUUUUGUGAUGCCAGCCAUCCAUUAUGUUUUAGCGUUUACAGCAAUGGAUCCAAGGAGUCUGAGAACAUUGAUGUAAAAUGAUUUCACAUUUGUUAUCAACUGAUCAAGUGAUAAUUUAUUUUGCAUUGGAGUUUUAUGCA